Molecule: messenger RNA, 1047 nt
Organism: Prorocentrum cordatum
Lineage: Eukaryota; Dinophyceae; Prorocentrales; Prorocentraceae
Source: the annotation of a GenBank genome assembly
CGCGGUGCGGCCAAGCAGUCGGUCGCGGAGCUGUCGUCCCAGCUCCAGGAGGAGGUCGGGCAGGAUGUGGGAGCGCGUGGGCUCCAGGCGCUGGCGGCUGCCGUGGGCACGCCAGAACCUGCGCAGCCUGCCGGGGCGCCGCUGCUGGAGGAGACCGUCGGCGCGAAGGGGGUUGCCUGCAGAAGGGCGGAGAAGGCCCUGGAGCAUGCGGUCGCCCAGCAUGACGAGGCGAAGCGCUGGCUGGCAGAAUGCAGCCGGAUGACGAAUUAUGCUGCCGUCCUGGCGGUGCGUGCCAAGGCGGAAUGGCAAGCGGAACUCAAGGCCGAGCUCCAGAAGACGCGUGGUGCAGCGCCUGUGUCACCGCCAUCGAGGGAUGCCGCGCAGGUGCCGACGGGGUCUCAGAUCAACCUGUCGCAGCUCUUGGGCGACGAGAGCGGCAUCGACUCGGUGGAGACCGUGGACGGCGACAUGAUGAAGCUCAGUGAGUUGGAAGUCGGCGACGAUGACAGGCAUAAGUGGCUGGCUCUCAAAGGCAGCAUUGCGGAGGAGAUCCAGAAGGCGGUCUUGGCCUCCAUCGGCCCCAGUGCUGACGACAUCCAGCGGCUCGGGACGGAAGCCUGCGACACGCGCCAGCGGCUGUCCGCCAAGCGAACCCGCAAAGAUGAAGAAGGAGGGACUGCCGCCAGCGACGCUGCGCGUCGGGGAUCCCUCAUGCGGCUGCUGCUGCCGCUCCUGGCGGGGUGCCUGCCGAUCCAGGGGCCGCAGCCACAGCAGCGCCGCCUGCUGCUGAAGCUGGGCCCAGUGAGCAGGAGCUUGCUGCAGCGGUGGAUGCAGCCGGAGCCAAGCUGGCCGAAGGGGGGCAGCAGUGCCUUUAGGCCCCUUUGGGAGGGCGGCCGCCAGCUGAUGGGCAGGCCCCCGCCAGGCUCGCGGCCGCAGGACGACCCCGACCGCGGCAGCAGGGAGUUCGUGCAGUCGAUGGGCAGCUGGACCUCGCGCUGGAUCGGGGACCUGGAGCGUGGGGCGUCACGGGGCAUUGAGUCCUGGCAG